AUGGACAAGUAUAUUGAUAAUCGUUUCGAGAGGCUGGAGAAAGCGCUCUCGAAUCUGAUCGACUCUGUCACGAAAUAUCAUCCUUCCAUCGCACAAGCGCAGGAGCUCAAGGCCGCCGACGAUGACUUGACCAGCGGACUCGAGGAAGUUCAAAUACAUCAAAACAACCACCUUCGCAUCCUGCAGCUGCGGCAAUCGUCGGCCGCUCUCGACUCUCAAAUCCGCGAAACGUUGACGUCCCUUGCCGCGACGCGCAAGGACAUCGUCACCACGCACACGACCGACUAUCCGGCGCUGCCGAACUAUGCCAUCAGAUACGAAGAACUCCUCAGCUAUGCCCGCCGCAUCAGCAAGACCACCUUGCCUCCCGCCGCCACCAUCAGCGCCGCCGCCGACGUCGCCGCCGCAACGGGCGCGUCUCCCACCCCAGACGCGCAGACGCCCGCCCCGGACUCCCAACCGCAAUCUGCCGUGACACCCUCCGCAGGCACGCCCUCGCGGCUGCAGAGCCCCGUAACGAACGGCCCAUCGCAGCCGCAGACGCAGCAGACCAUGACGUCGACGAACACGACCCUCCCAGAGGGCAUGAGCCAGUACCUCAACCCCCUCUCCGGCCAGCUAUUUUUCCCCUGGCCCCUCGAGGAAAAGAUCCGCUCCGGCGCGCUGGCAUCGAACCAGAUCUUGGCGGAGCAGGGCAUCGACCCCAAAGGCUACGAUCCCGUCACGGAAGAGGAGCGGAAGCGCAGCGAGGAAGAGGAGCGCAAGGCAAAGGAGGAGCAGGAGAACAGGGAACGGGAAGUGCGCGAGAAGCAGAUGCGCGAGGAGAGAGAAAAGCUUCGACUGGAGCGGGAACGGCAGAGGGAGAGGGAGCAGGAAGCGUGGCGACGAGCCAGCGUCAUCGGCCAGGCACGGUCCGACGGCACGAGCCUGGCACGGCCCAAGGCUGGCGCGGGGGAGAAGAAGCAGUUUCAGUUCACGAACUUGGACGACCUAGAUGAUGACGAUGACGACGAGGAAAAUUAG
Molecule: messenger RNA, 1023 nt
Organism: Drechmeria coniospora
Lineage: Eukaryota; Fungi; Ascomycota; Sordariomycetes; Hypocreales; Ophiocordycipitaceae
Product: Mediator of RNA polymerase II transcription subunit 4
Exons: 2
Coding region: 1-1023 (340 amino acids)
Biological process (GO): regulation of transcription by RNA polymerase II
Cellular component (GO): mediator complex; core mediator complex
Molecular function (GO): transcription coregulator activity
Source: RefSeq, a predicted model, not a curated record